Colletotrichum chrysophilum is the source of this 1746-nucleotide messenger RNA. RefSeq lists its product as uncharacterized. NCBI's taxonomy places the organism in Eukaryota, Fungi, Ascomycota, Sordariomycetes, Glomerellales, Glomerellaceae. The transcript is spliced from 4 exons. Bases 1 to 1746 code for a protein of 581 amino acids. The record is from RefSeq and is a predicted model, not a curated record.
AUGGCUCGAAUAUUGAUGCCGUCUUUGUUGUCUCUGUACAUCAGCGGUGUGGCAGCGGCUGCCAACAUUGUCUAUGUGACGGACCUGUCCAUCUACACGUUACUGGCACCAUGCGCCCAGACGGCCAUCUCAUACAACAUCUUCUCUCAGACAUACUCGGCCUGCGGCGAAGCUCCAACAGAUCUGCAGUCAUGCAUCUGCACGAAGAACAACAACCUGGCCGCCAUCACCUCGUCCAUCUCCAAAACCGUCAGCUACAGCUGCGGCUCAUCAGCUUCAGACGACCAGACCAGUGUCGCCGCCGUCAUCAGCCAGUACUGCAAUCCCGACUCGUUAAUCACCUUCGCAACGCCGACAACAAACAUCGUCACGCAAUAUGCGACUGACGUCCCCGCCUUCUCCAACAUGGCGCCUUGCGCCCAGUCUGGUGUAUCAUACGCCAUCAGCUCGAUGACGUCCCUGUGCCCCGAGCCAGCCAGCCUGAUGGCGCCCUGCAUCUGCGCAAAGAACGACAACUCGGCGCGCGUGAGCCGUUCCAUCGCGUCGCUCGUGCGGUACUCGUGCUCCAACGCGGCCGACGUCACCUCCGCCGGCGACUUCUACGACGCCUACUGCGCCAUGAACAAGGGCACCACCGCCUUCCCGACGCCGACGCCGCCGCCCGGCGACAUGACGUACUACAUCACCGCGCUCUCGCAGUACAGCUCGCUGGUGCCCUGCGCGCAGUCGGGCAUGUCGGACGCGAUGUACUCUAUCUCGAGGGACCUCUGCCCGAGCGGCCCGAAGGCGCUGGCCUCGUGUAUGUGUCUUAAGGACGGCGUGACGGCUAUGGUAAGCAACACGUUGACGUCGGAUGUCAAGUGGUAUUGCACCUCGACCGCGUCGGCGGAUAUCUCAUCGGCGUUGGGUGUGCUGGAUUACUACUGUAGCGCGGCCAAGGGGGCGGUGGUCGCGACGGUGGCCGAGUCAAUUGCUCAAACUUACCCCACCGCGAAGACGGGUACGGGAUCAGGGACUUCGGGUGCCCAGCCCACGGGCACCGCCACCUCUGACGGCACAUCCGGCGGCGCGGGAACCAGCUCGAGCCGCCCGGGUAUCGGGAUCAUCAUUGGCGGCGUUAUCGCGCUUGUCGGAGCGCUCAGCAUCGCCGGCCUCGUGGCAUUCCUCAUCUACCGCCGCAGGAAGAAGACCAAGCUGCCUCUGGCGUCGACCAUCGGCCCGCCGGACACGACUGGGAAGCCUGAGCUGGGCGGCACCAUGCUUACCGAGCUACCACCCAAAAGCCCCUCGAUGACCGUUUCUCAAGUAAGCUCCCCGCGACCAGAUACCAUCUCGCCGGCGUCGGCAUACGGUGGCAGUGGAUUUGGACAGUCGCCGGUAGGGGAGGAGCUGCCUGGUCAAGGCCACACGCCCCCUGUGCCUGAGAUGCCGGCGAACACCAACGGGCAGCUGCAGCCCGGCGGACAGUAUAUGCCCCCUGAGCUUCAGUCUCAUGGAGGCUUCGGGAACCAGUAUGGACAGAGUUUGCCUUUACCGCCUGAGCUGCAGGGUGGCGGUUACGCGCAGCCUCAGGGGCAGACUACGCCGGUAGAGGCGCACGGCCAGCCGGUUCAUCAGGCGUCCGGGGCACAGCAGGCGAGCUAUCAGGUACCGGGUCAGCAGAGAGCGGAGCUUCAGGGGAUGGGAUGGCACUCGGGGCCGACGCCCGGGUAUUCUGAGCUGGAUUCCGGCCAUCAGAGACGGUAG